CAGUGGGAUGGUCCGGAAACCCCGUGAUAAAAAAGGGAGUCGUUAAAGUAGAGAAGGUUCGGCUUGUCUGUCUUUCCCCCUCCCUCUGUCGCUGGCUCACUGUUGUGCCCCGGACGUGGUCCUGAGGCUGAGAAGUUCUUGCGCCUUGAGCGACUGGCCACCCCUUUUGGCAACGGCGUUUUCGCUCCUGAGAGGCACACAUGGACCCGGCGAGUAGCAGGAGCUUGAUCUGCUAGGAAAACCGGGGAGAGUGAGAGAGAGAGGAGGGGGAGAGAGGAAAAGGACAUCCCCUUCACAACUCAGAGGAGACAGAACUGCCGGAACCCAAACGUUUGGCACGAAAAGAGAAAAAAAAGAAGCUGCAGGCAGCUGCUCAAGAACUUGUCUGCGUCUGACUUGUAUGUGAGAACUGAUCUGGUGGAAAGGAAUCUAAAGCCAUCAACAUGGAGUUUGUAAUGAAACAAGCUUUAGGAGGGGCUACCAAAGACAUGGGGAAGAUGCUGGGUGGAGAAGAAGAGAAAGACCCAGAUGCCGCCAAGAAGGAAGAAGAACGGCAGGAGGCCCUUAGGCAGCAAGAGGAAGAAAGGAAAGCAAAAUACGCCAAAAUGGAGGCUGAACGGGAAAACGUGAGGCAAGGGAUUCGGGACAAGUAUGGAAUCAAGAAGAAGGAAGAAAGGGAAGCAGAGGCCCAAGCAGCUCUGGAAGCCAAUGCUGAAGGAAGCCUGACACGUCCAAAGAAGGCCAUCCCUCCUGGCUGUGGCGACGAGGAGGAGGAGGAAGAAGAAAGCAUUCUAGACACCGUUAUCAAAUACCUGCCUGGCCCCCUGCAAGACAUGUUUAAGAAGUAACGUAGCUACAGACUGUCAGCCUGUCCAUGGACAGUUCAGCGGUGGAUUUCUCCUUAAUAAAACGGGGAAUGUCUACUCGCCACCCAUCAUGCAACCUCUGACCCUGCCCCCUGCCACUCCAACUCCAGUCAUUCAUUCCAAUCCACCCCUGACCCCACCGAUUCCCCUCCAUUCCUUAUUUUGUACAUACUCACCUUUAGUAGAUGCCUCCAAAUGGAUGUAAAGAUUAACAAGCUGCAGUCUACACAACUUUUUAUUAUUAUGAAGCCAUAGUACUAUGUGUGUUUAAUAAAGGAAGGUGUACAUUGAUCAGAGGGAAGGGACAGAUAGCACGCUUGCUUUCAUCUCCUUGCUGACUGCCACCAGCAGUCAGCGGGAGGGUUCCUGUUGGCUUAUUUUGGGUUUUUUUCUAAUCCAUUUGGUAACCAUGGGUUAGGCUACCCCAACAAUCAACAGCAUUAGAAUUUCGCUCCUAGAGGGCUGAGCUGAAAAUACUCACUGUUUUAAGGAACAUUUCUGGCAAUGUCAAAAAAAAAAAACCCCAACCCUGACCCUUCUCUUUCAAGGAGGUUUUGGCAUUGCCUAUGAAAAUGUUGCCUGUCAUUUAACAUUGGCCUCUUGUAUUCCCCCUCUCCACUGAUUUUAUUUGCCCUUCAGUGGUGUUAUCACAGAGCCCAAUCCACAAAAGCAAUGAUGCCACUCUAUUCAUGCCGUGAUUCCUGAUUGGUUGGGACCAUUCAUAUGAUUAAUCCAGAAAGGAUGCACUCAUUUGCAAUUGGCUUUGCUCCAAGCAGUGAUAUCAUAUUGUCAAAUCUGAUUGGGUGCCUCACAUCAUUCCAUUCACUGUGUGGUCUCUGAGAAGCUGAAGUUACCCAUGUGACUAAUCCAGCAGGAGAGAUAAAUGGUGCAGAAGCCUGGGAAACCACAGCAUUGAACAUGUCACAAAAAAAGAGAAAAUUCCCAUGCUCAGAGCAUUGAGUUCCCAAAAUUAUUAUCUGCGCAAUCCAAAAAAACAAACUUGAGAAUAUUCAGCACAGCCCUACUAUUCUAGACCAGGGAUAUGUCCAACGUAUGUGGGAAGAGAUCUUUGUUUUUUAUUAUUUGUCAUAAUUGAAAAGAGAUCAUUUGGAAGCCAGAACCAUGUGCUCCUCAACUAUCCAACCCAGUAUGGGAGAACUGUGCCCAUUUGUACUUUCUCGGACACUCCUAAAGUAGAUCUUCUAGCUUUGAGAAUAGCCAUAACAAGGAGGCAGCAAGAAAAGCAUUGGCGUUAUCUAAAAUACUGUCUUCCCUUCUGCCAGCACCUUCCUUGAAUCCUGACUCUACUAGUGCAGAGAUAGUUAGAUAGUCUGCAAUAUCGAAACAACUUUGUUGAAAUCCUCAACAUUUCUUUUCACACACACACACACACACACACACACACACACACACACACACACACACACACACACACACACACACACACACACACACAUGGCCUAGCCAUUAACUGAAAUAGGCGGGCUCCCUUGAAGAUACUCCCAGCUUUUUUCCCAGAAAGUUCUGUGUUUGCUUUAUAAAGAAAGUCAGCUUCUAGCAGGCAUUUGGCACUUUAAGCAAGAUUAACUAAACAUCUUAUCCUUUUAAUGCAUUAAUUUAGUAUAGAUGGAUAAAUAAAAUAAAUAAUGGUCAACAAAACGUAGUGAGAUAUAUAUUUUUCAAAAGCAAUGAGUAAAUGGCUUUGGGGAAACUCAUUAGAUUAUUUUUGUAAAGAGGGUAACGAGACUGGGAAGUGUCAUAAAUGAACAAAAAAAAUUAGAUACUUUUGCCCGGCAUCUCAUUCAACAGGUCCGCAGCAAGCAGCCAGGUUUCAUUUUGCCAUGCUAGCAACACACAAUUAGUCAGUCUUUAUUACAGUCAUAGACCAGCAUAAGGUAGGUCAAAUAUAAUCAAUUAAAAGAUAAGAUAUAUUAAAACAAAUACAUACUAAAACUUAUCUGAUGGAAAGUAAAAAAUGGGAAUCCAAGAAAAGUAUAGGAACAUAAAUGAAAUGGGGGGAUAAGGACAUAAAUAUUAUAAAGAAACAAAAAACUUAAAAACUAAAAUUUGUAUGUAUAUUUUUUUACAACACUGACACUGGAGAAACACAUUCUAUUGUUUCUAUGAGUCCAGAUUCACAGGGACAUUGCCUCUCUCGCUAAGGGGAGACAAUGUUUUGUUUCUCCACUAUUGGCUUUCGAGGACAACUGAGGAAAGAGCACAGCAUUGUGGCACAACAACAGCUCUGCAAAGUUUAGUACUUUAAGGUUAGUUAAAUAUAGGAUAGAAGAGAUAGAGUAUCUAUUGGAUUCACUAGCAAUAAAAGUUGGACCUGGCUAGAUGUGAUUGGUGCUGACUGUCUGCCACAUGCUGUUUAGUGAUUUCUUUGGCCUGCUCAGAACCCAUGCUGAGUAAAAGUUGUGGAGAGAAACCCAGAGGUGAAAUUUUAGAUACCACUGCAUGUUUCCAUGUUGAUUGAAAGUCAUCACUCCUACAACUCAAUCGAGAUGAGGCAAUGAAUGGGUCGAGGGAUUGGCGCAUCUGCCCCCUCCACCGGUGGAAGGGGGGCGCCCUUGCCAGCAGAAAAGGCAAAGGCACCCACAACCAGUCACCCCUCCACUCCAUGGCAGCAAAAUCCAAAAGUCAGAGUCAUCGUGGAGCAACGCUGGUAUCCAAUCAGAUACUGGUGCAGGGGAGGGCAGGCCACACUGUUCCUGGGGGUGAGGCCAAAUUUAGUUGGCUUUCAUGCCAGGAAUUCCGUGACCCAGGGCUUGGAAUUAUACUACCCAAAGGGUGGCAUAACUCCAUUAAGUCCUAUGGAAAGCUUUCAGGUGGCCAGGGAGGGGGGGCUCCUGCCCUCCACACUACCUGACCAUUGAUGCUCCAUGAAUAGUACUUGGGCAUUUUGGCAGAUGCCAUGAUUUUGGUUUUCUAAUAAUUAAGUCCUAAUUUGUCCAUCUUACAACACAAAAGGCGUUCUUGAAAGAAUUACUGCCUCAUCUGCAUGGAGUAGAACUGAAAUGUGUCUUCCAACAAGUUUUUUUUUUGGGGGGGGGGUGAAAGUUCAUGUUAUAAAAAUGGCCCACCAUCUCAUUAAUACAGAAGUUAAAAGUGUGGCUGGUAUGCAUUCUGUUUAACUCCUUUCUCAGUUUCAAUAGCACUAUUUUUAUAGAAAGAUAACUCUGAGGCUUGCAUCAUACUUUGAUUGAGGUCUCUUCAAGCAACAUAUGUAUUAAGUAAAGUAGAUGUCAGUCAAAUGAGGAGGCCUCCAGUUUUUUUCCACAGUUUAGCUCUAUAUAUAAAAUCAAAGGCUUCUUUAAAGUCUAUAAGUAGCAUAAAGGAAGACUGUAUUGUUACUGGAGUAUUUUUCAAUGAAAUGAUGGAGUACUCAGUGGAUUGGCCUUCCCUAAAACUAGCUUGCUUUUCCACAAAUAUGUUUUCUUGUUUCAGCCAAUCCUGGACUUUCCAUUGUAAAUGUCUUGCACAGAGUUUACUGAUGGUGUUGAGAAGGCCAAUUGGUCUGUAACUAGCAGAGUCUCCCUUUUUUGCUUUUUAUACAUUGGGACAAUUAUUGAGAGCCCCCAAUCAUCAGGAAUGCAACCAUGGAUAUCAAUACACAUAAAUGAGUGAGGCCAGAAUGGGGCCCCAGAAUUCCAAGUUCUUUUUAACGGCCUAUGAAAGAUUUAGAUCUUACCCUGGGGCUUUCCCCACUCUUCACUAGAUUAUAAGAUUGGGGGAACACAAUCAAGAGGUCACCACAGCUAGGGAUGGUACUGGCCUGUGACGUUCCCAGCUCUGAAGGCCAUGUGGAAGCCAACUACAGUAGGCUGUACAGCUGGGAAGAUCUCUGGCCUGCCCCCACUGUGCCGAGGGAGCUAGCUGUGGCUCAGGAGUGUCCCAGAGCACUGCAGUAUCUGCCACCAGCAUUUUUGCUCCUCCACCAGUAUAAAUGCCCUAGAGAGGGCCCACGCCACAUCCAGAAGUCGAUUCCCUAUUACCCUGGAUUGGGCCAUUAAUUCCUGUCCCUAUCACAGGUGCUCACAUAGAUAAGCUUUCUAAAUAAUGUCUAGAUCAUCCACUUUCAUCAGAGAUGUCCACAUAGUUUUCUAAAAGUAUGUUUCCCAGAUCCCGGGAGGGUUAUGGCAAUCCAUCAUAGAUGGAGCAUUGCUUUGGGAGCAUGAUAUGGUAUGCCAAAAUAAAGCUGAGUCACUGGGGAUGACUGUUUGAAUGAGUUGUGACCAAUUGUUUUUCAUGGCUUCCUUUUCCUUCCAUGCUAGCAGUGUGUUUUUAAAGUCUUUUUUUGCUGGAGGAGAUCCAGUGCAGCUGGUGCUACAGUGUGGAAUACAUAAUCCUGAUAAAUGGCAGCAAAAGCUUUCUUGGCAUUAACAUAGUCCUUAUCAAGUCAUAGCCUGGAAUAGUGCUGUUGCUGUCUCAAAGAUGCUUUGAGUUAAAUAUAGUUAUAAUUCUUGGGUCAGGACAUUAUAAUUCUCUAAGAAUUCAUCAGAGGUUCAACUGAUAUCAGAGCAGAUUGGAGUAACUGUAGAUGACCUGAGUCUAAUAACUCAGUUAUUUAGAUUUGGCUUGGUGAUAAGUUCUUCCCAAUGGUGUUAGUGAAGAUUGAUACCAAUCCUCAAUAUGUGUCUUUCGAAUAAAGGCAUUUAACUGGAACAAGAUUGGAGAGUAGUCACUAUUGAACCUAGGUAUAACCUUUAAGAUCUUAACAUGAGGUCCCCAGAGACAAUGGUAUAGUCAACAGCACUCAUUCUAGCCUCAGACAGGUAGGUGAAUUCAGCUGAAUGGUUCCUUUCAGGAUCACCAUUUAAUAUGUGGAAAUUUAGCCUAAAGGCCAUUUGUGCCAAGCAGAAAUCUGCAAAAUUUGAGUACUGAUCUUUUGAACAGUGGGCGUAGAUCCAUCAGUUUCAAAGUUGGGAGGGGAAAAUUUGUAUUGUGUUGUGUUUGUAUUGUGUUUAGAGGGCAUGAUCAUUGGGGUCCAAUCUAGCAUUAAAGUCCCCUCCCAGGAUUACAAAUAUAUUUGGAUUUAGCAGUGUAAGGUCAGCAACGUAUGCUUCCAAUUCGGGCCAGAAGGUUUUGAUCUGAGCUUUGUGCCUUGUUGGGGGCAUUAUAAGCAUUUAUUACCAGCAGGACAUGAUAUUUAACUUGAAUUAACACUGCCACUGCAUAUGACUUAAAUGAGAGAAGAGGCUUUGAUAUGGCAUGAAAAGUAGUAGAAGCUAGCACGCACUCACGCACACCGCCCCCAUUUUGCUCUUCCAUACUUUUCCCCUGAUUCUGCCCCAACUGAGAAUGAAUGGCAUCCAUUUAAUAACAGAUCAUCGCUAGUCCAUGUUUCUUGAAUUAAUAAGUUAUCAAACUGGAAAAGAAAAUAAGUGAAACAAGGGUCUAGACCACAUAGCCACAUUCCAGAUUAAAAGUUGACCUUAUGCUGGUCACUUGAAUGUCAAUCGGUUGCACUGCAAGCCAGGAGCUGGGUGGAUACUUUUUGAAAAGGAAGAUGGUGGAGAUAAUUGUAAUUGUCUCUCCCUCUUUUGAGAGGGAACAGUCAGGUACCAUCUAGUUCCUGCAUUUCCUUCUCUUCCAUUUGAUUGAUCAUCAAACCUCUUUUCUGCUUAUGGGGGGGCCCCGGCGAGCUUGUAGCUCUGGCAAUGAAACUGGGAGAAUCAAAGAUGCAUAGGCAGCAAAAUGUGGGAUCACUGUCAAGAGGGGACCCCAGGUCUUUAACAGAGGGGGCAUCCUUUGACAUGUCCAAUAGAAGAGGUGAUGAGAGAGUCUGUUUUUCCUGUAAGCACACAUCCCUCUGGGUCAGAAGAGGCUCCUGGGAGUUAAUACUUGACUGAAGUUUGUUUUGUUUGCCAGAUAAUUUCUUUUGGCUAUCUGCUACUUGGGAUUGCAUGGGCUCUCUAAACGUUGCUGGUAAAGAGCUCUCAGAAACAUCACCAUCAACAUCACUGUCAUUUUAAUUGCAGAAAAAGUCAGAGUAGUGUACUUGCAUCUUUCUGCAUGUCGGAGGUAAGAAAGAAGCAGAUAUAUUGGUGCUGGACUUCCAUAUUCCUACCCACUUCGGGAGGAUGUGUCAGAACGGUCGUCUUGAUGUCUGCUAGUUUUUCCUUCAAAUUAAUAAGUUCUAUGUUGAUAUAUUUAUCUCCUUUCUCAAAGAAUGCUUUGGCUCUCUGGACUUGGUGUGGCUGGCAGUUUUACUGCAUAUGGAGCCAUUGAUUUUCAUUGCUCUUUUCUGUAAGGUCAUGACUUUUUGUCAAUUUCCAAGUGAUAAGGUCCCGGGUUAACUCAUCCUUAAAGACUGACAGUCCAGACGAGGUGAGUCUGCCAGAAGAAUUUGCAUUUUCAUAUAAGUUCUUCUGGAAAGAACUGCCUGGGUGAAAGUCAGAAAUAUGGGUUUCACUUUUCUUAAAAUAGGCAGAUAGCAAAAAUAUUUCAAGUGUACUGCACCAUUUUGGCAAUUUAGGAGCUGGGAUAAGAAGCUGGGUCACUGGAGUUUUAUGGCUAAUCCAUGUAUCUGACAUAGAAUAUGACAAGAUGUUGGAUCAUGCCAGCUAAACUGUCAUGCUUUACCCCAAACCAUGGUUUGGUAAAGGCGGAAAGAAUUCUUGGUUAGUCCUCAUGAACUAAAAUUUCCAGGUUGCUCUUAGGGAAAAUAAUUGAUGGUUACAACCCAUUUCAACUGAUAAAUGUCGAUAAUUCAUAUUGGCUGCCAGUAGUUUAUAAA
Sphaerodactylus townsendi is the source of this 7608-nucleotide messenger RNA. RefSeq names its product complexin 1 (gene CPLX1). Lineage: Eukaryota; Metazoa; Chordata; Lepidosauria; Squamata; Sphaerodactylidae. The coding region runs from base 444 to 848 and encodes 134 amino acids. The transcript has 5 exons. The record is from RefSeq and is a predicted model, not a curated record. Gene Ontology annotation, biological process: synaptic vesicle exocytosis; regulation of neurotransmitter secretion; neurotransmitter transport. Gene Ontology annotation, cellular component: terminal bouton; SNARE complex. Gene Ontology annotation, molecular function: syntaxin binding.